AGUUCAAUGUUUCUCGCCUAACUCGUCACUUAAAAAUAUUAAAAGAUGCCCUUGAGUGUAUUAUAAAAGACACAUAGAACAUAUUGUUUUAUGAAAAGCACACAAUUAUGACUCGAUUAUUAUUUCUUGUUCUAUCUUUAUUCCUACCCUUCUCCCACUGCAUUUCGACAAUGAAUUCCAAUUGGAAAGACAUUUUCGAUCCAAAGCCCCUUCACGAUUUGUCAGAGAAAUGUCUAAACGACACGGAUACAUGGCUUAAAUCGCUGGAAAUUUUUUCGACGGUAUCAGUGGAAUGUCUCACACUGAACAAUUGUACAACGCAGGAAUCAAAAAUUCUAGACGAGAAUUUGUAUGCAGUUAAACAACUCGACGCAUUUGGAGAAUUCCCAACUCCUGGAUUACUCGAACUCAGAACCCUUUAUGAUGGGUCUUAUCAAGAAUGCGACCGUAUUGAUGGCGAAAGAUACAAAACCAACUAUUGUUAUCUUAUUCUCAAUUUUGGGAAAAACAUAUCUUGCUCGGCACCUUCCGUGUAUUCCAACGUAACUUUGCGGAUGGCUGUGUGUCUUCCAGAUUCCUGCAGCCAUCAGGAUAUGAUUAAUAUUUUUAAUCAACUGUCGCCUUAUCCAUUCACUGCUUGUGAUGCAUAUUGUGUGAAGAAUACUGUUGAGAAGGAUGUGCCAUUCUGGGGGUUUACGGUAUUUUUAACUAUAGUAAUUGCUGUUGCCAUAUUUGCUACGCUUUUGGAUUACGUCCAAGAUGCUGUAUUAGGAUUGAGCAACCUCAAAGAGAAGAACAUUUUCAUAAAAAUCAUACUGACCUUCUCCCUCUGGACCAAUGCUGAGUUAAUUCUUUCUGUGAAAGAGCAUAAGCCAGGGUUCAUCAAAUCGUUGGACUGUAUUCGAGGCUUAUCGAUAUUUUGGGUGAUAACCGGACAUUCGUUUAUUUACAUGACGCAAGCGGACACAAUGAAGCCGGUUAUGGAAUUCCAAAAUCAGUUCUGGAACCAUUUGAUCAUAAAUGCACCGGUGUCCGUUGACUCCUUUUUUGCAUUAUCUGGAAUUGUGGUAGCUUAUUUAUUUUUCAAAAUGAAGCCCAAUAUAAAAAUGGCCGCAAGCCCAGUUACGUGGAUUCUUUUCUACGUUCAUCGAUAUUUACGGUUAACUCCUACAGUAAUGAUUUUUAUUGGAUUUUUUACUGUCUAUUUUCCAUAUGUUCAAGGACCGUUUGCAGCUUCGUUCUCAAAUGUUCAAUUUCCACAAGUCGAGGCAUGCAAAGACUACUGGUGGCACAAUCUUCUUUACAUCAACAACUUCGACAACAGCCAACAUAGAGAAAGAAACACCUGCUACGCAAUCACUUGGUACUUAGCUGUAGACACUCAACUUUAUAUUCUUGCACCAAUUGUGCUUAUCGCUUUGUUUUUCUCAUUUGCUGUUGGAACUGCAAUUAUAGUGGCUGGAUGUGUUGGAAGCAUCAUUGCUACAUAUAUUCUUUUCGAUCUUUAUGAUGUUCCCGCUGAUCCACUUGGUAAUGGUGAUCACCGGUAUUUUUUCGGAAUUGGCUACUCGAAACCUUGGAUUCGAUGCCCACCAUAUCUAGUGGGACUUCUCACUGGGUACCUGCUAGCUACUUAUGGAACUAGAAGGAUCCGAUUGAAUUGGGCAGUCUCGAUUGGUGUUUGGAUUGUGGCAUUUGUGGUUGCUGGAUUCUGUAUAUUUUCAACGUACGAUUAUGACAAGGGAGAGCAGUGGAGCACGUUUUCUAGAGCCACAUUCUUCAAUUUUCAUCGACUAGGUUGGGGAGUAUUCGUGUGCUGGGUCGUUGGAGCAAACCAUAUGGGAUGGGGUGGACCUAUUGAUACUUUCAUGUCACAUCCAAUUUGGCAACCGUUUGGAAGGUUAUCAUACUGUGCUUAUAUUGUUCAUUGGAUGGUUUUGUACUUUUAUUUGAAUGUUGGAGGAGCUCUACAUUAUACGUCUGCUUGGCACGUGUUUCUCUAUAUUUCAAUUCCUGCAACAGUCCUCUCAUUUGUGUUUGCUUUCUUCUGGAGUUGUCUUUUCGAAAUGCCAAUAUUAAAACUUGAAAAAAUGUUGAUCGAAUCGUUAGUUGGAAGAUCUCAAAUGCCACCUGCCAAAACAAGUCUCAAGGAAAAAAUCACUGAGGAAACAGAAGCAUCCUACGAGGAUAUGGAGACGGGGAAAAUUCAAAGCUGCAAGCUAUGAUUUUUUUGGAAAAUAGAAUGAAAACGAGCAUUAUUUGAAAUUUAUUACGAUCUCUGUUUAAAAUAAAAAUUAUUAAUUUU
This is a messenger RNA of Caenorhabditis elegans, 2305 nucleotides long. RefSeq names its product Nose resistant-to-fluoxetine protein N-terminal domain-containing protein (gene oac-31). Lineage: Eukaryota; Metazoa; Nematoda; Chromadorea; Rhabditida; Rhabditidae. The transcript has 6 exons. The coding region runs from base 108 to 2225 and encodes 705 amino acids. Gene Ontology annotation, molecular function: acyltransferase activity, transferring groups other than amino-acyl groups. The record is from RefSeq and is marked reviewed.